Messenger RNA from Gastrolobium bilobum, 547 nucleotides. Its product is annotated as outer envelope membrane protein 7. Bases 54 to 278 code for a protein of 74 amino acids. The record is from RefSeq and is a predicted model, not a curated record. Lineage: Eukaryota; Viridiplantae; Streptophyta; Magnoliopsida; Fabales; Fabaceae. The transcript has a single exon.
UCAUCAAUUCAUCGUCAUCAUCAGUAUUAGUCAUAACACAGAGACACGACGGCAUGGCUGCGAUCACGAGCGCAGUGAUAGCAGUGGCAGCAGUGAUUCUGGGUUGGAUCACCAUUGAGAUCGCAUGUAAACCUUGCCUUGAAAGGGGCCGCGAAGCCAUCGAUCGCAACCUCAAUCCAGAUUACGAUCCCGAUGACGACGCCGACGCCAUUCGCGCCCCACUCAACCCCACCACCACCACCACUGUCUCCGAAAACUCCUCCACCGUCAAAUGCUGAUGACCCUUCUCAUAUCUCCGCCUGGUAUUCGCUUUUUAUACCCAAAGUUUUUUUUUUUUUUGGUCUGUGUUUGAGUGUGUAUUCGCUUUUGACGGUUAUUUCUAUGAGACUGAAAUAUCAAAUGUUGGAUCUUAACUGUGAUAAUGUUUUCUGAGUAAUUGAGUUUGGAGAUUUGUAAUUACGAAAUGGGGAUGUGGUGACACACACGCACAACACUAAACUGGUGUGUCCCUAUGAAGAUUUAUGAGACCUGUGUUCUUGAGGAGAUU